Messenger RNA from Bombyx mandarina (wild silkworm), 4120 nucleotides. Its product is annotated as inositol polyphosphate-4-phosphatase type I A. The record is from RefSeq and is a predicted model, not a curated record. Lineage: Eukaryota; Metazoa; Arthropoda; Insecta; Lepidoptera; Bombycidae. Gene Ontology annotation, cellular component: cytoplasm. Gene Ontology annotation, molecular function: phosphatidylinositol-3,4-bisphosphate 4-phosphatase activity.
UGUUUAAAGAGAACGGUAGAUAUUUUUUUAAAAAUGAAAAUAUAACUGAAAAUAUAGUACAAUUAUGAUAAUAGAAUUAAAAUAAGAACAGAAAUUUUCGGUUACAAUAUGUAUUAUAAAGAUAUUGUAGGAGUACAAUAAUUAUAUAUCCCAAUAAUUACUAUCACAAAUGUUCGAAGUCGAACUGUUAUACGGCCGAUAUUGGUCAGAGUGUAGUUUAUUGAUUAAAGAAAAUAUAUCUUAAAUUAGACGUGUGAUGAGUGAAAGAUGAGGUAUAACAAGCAGGAGCUGGUGGCCCUGGCCUCGCAGACGUCGCAGAACUUCGACCGCGAGGGUGUGCUAGUCAUGAGGGAGAGACAGGACGGAUUCUUCCGUAGAUCUGAAGGGUCAACAGUUCGGUGGUUUCGUCUUAGAGGCAAUCUACUCUUCUACUUAAAAGGCCCGGAACCCUGGUAUGAACCAAUGGGCGUGAUAAUUUUGGGCAAUCAUCAAGUAAAACUACAAUCGCAAGACGAAAACGGACAUUGGCCUUUUCAAAUCGUGUGGGACAGCGGAGUCAGUUACAGAAUGGCGACAUUUCUUGAGACCGAGCGCACUCUUUGGCUGAAAGCGAUACAGUUAGCUUCCUACGACAACAUGCACUCCAGAGUUCAAGAUUUGAAGGACCGACUCAACGCCAUUCGGCCAGUCAUCGACAUCACCAACUACAGGCUGCAGAAGGGGAUCUUUGUCGACAUGAACGAGGUACCGAUCUGUGAGUUGGCGCUGUCUUGCGACAACUUGCUCUGCGACGCUCACGGCAAGCCUCCCUCGCCCAUGGUAGUCAUCUAUGCGAAGAAUCCGAAGGGACCCUGCAUUGAAUACGGUUCUACUGAGGUGGUAGAGAUGUGUAGUAACCCGAGUUUUUCGAAAACUAUUCUGUUCCGGGCCAGCGACGGUCUGAACGGCGACACCAUGAUUCGGCUCGUGGUUUACGAUGUCAAGGAACCGGUAUCGGACACCACCGUGCCAAUGGGCUUCACCAGUAUGAAGCUGAGCAUGAUACAGGAAGCCCAGAGGCUGCGCGUGUCCCUUUGCACCAAAGAGGAGAAGACGAUCGGUUUCGUCACCUUGAACGGCUGGAGUCUGGAGCCGUCUUACACAGGCACCAGUCCAGUCCACAGCAACGACAGGAGCAUCGAGAUACCGCAAAAGGUACUCUGCCACCGCAGGUCUCAAUCCCUGCCGCCACGUCUCGGCUUGAAACUCAAGUUUCCCUCGUAUGGAUCGUUGAUCAAGCAGAAUUUCCUGAACAGCCACCAAGUGACGUACAGGUUCCAAUCGGGCCUCGGUGGCGACAUAACUGUCCACGAAAUCAUGACGGAACCGAAGAUUUGCUUCUCGAUGCCGGUCCAACUGUUGAACAUUUAUAUUGAACGCGAACGAGAGCUGCUAGAGGAAUUGCUCUCGGUCGGUGAGAUCUGUAGCCAGUGGCAGAACCGGCAGCUGGAGUUAGUCAGCAACCACGUCGGUCUGCUGAAGCACUACGGACACGCCAAGAAGUGUAUGGAGAGCAUUGACGACGUUUAUUUCAAGGCUAGCUGUCGCAAGGAUGACGCUAGUUUAGAGUUCGCGCCGGUUAACUUGCACUUGCAACGUAUGUGGGUGCACAAUGACACGUUGAACAAAACCGGCUUCCAUGACAUUGUAACUGCCGGAGCUUUUGCCGCUCACACUCAUAAGACAGAGCGAUCUGGAGGAUUGAUCAGGCUGGUCCAACACGUCAAAGACAUUAAUAGCAGCAAAGCCGAGCUGCAAUCUAUUACCAAUAAGAUACAAGUCGAAUAUGACAACGUGGUGGCUCUGCGGCGUCUGAGAGACGAACUGUCCGGCGACAUGGACAGGAUCAUUAUGCUGCUUCAGGCAAAGCAGAUCGAAGAAGUUCAAGCCAUAUUGGACGGCAUUAAGAACAAGGCGAAGAGCAUUCUCGCAUUGUGGGACCCGACAGCCGUGGAGGAGACGCUGUCUUACAUCGGGUGGCCGAAAGAUUAUGGUUACGACGAAUCCGACGGGCAGACAAUGUCCACGAUCCUACGUCUGACGGAACAGAUGAACCUGUUCGAAGCCGUCAAUUCGGACUGCGAAACCCUGGACGUUUCGUCUAGCUCCAGCUCGAAGGAGGCCUCGCCCACUGAAGACGACCCGUCGACAUGUACCAGCGAACCGAGCAUGAGUUGCGACAAAAAGAAUCCAAUAUCCGAAGAAAUCGAAGAAGAACUGCAGUUCCACAACGAUUACUUCAAGACCGAGAGAGAAGAACGGAUCAGUCUAAAUAAUUCGUUCCGUUCAGUUCGUUCAGCGAAAACGACCGAACCGAGUCAUUCGCUCGAUUCGACUAAGACGAGGCACGGUAGCCUCAGAUAUGACUUUAAGAGUUCCGCCUCGCUGGAGCAGGUCUCUUAUCGAUGCCUCGUUAAUAACAACAAAGUCGAUAAGAGGAAGACGCCUCAAGGUAUAUCGGACGCACUGGACGACGUCAGUCCUCUGGAUCAGACGACCAGAGACAACAACUUUGCGUACUUGAAGGCCGUCGGAACAGCAAUCGAGGAAGCGUUGGCUUCGCUGAUUCGGUUCGUUGUCGAAAUAAUCCGAACUGCGAAUGGAGACCACACCGAAGAGCAGAUGGACGUUAUCAGAGCUCAGGCUGAAUUGCUGAAGAAGAACGUGGACGGCGCUGCGCGUUGGCUGCGCGUGUCUCACGCCGCCCUGCGUCUCCGCUGCGAAGCUCCGCUGUGGGCGCGCGAGAAUGCCGUCCUCCAAACCAGGAGGGACACUUGUUUCUCUCAGGCCUUGACGACUGUCACGUCAGGGUUGCUCUGCUGGUUAUGCUCUGUACCCAGCGAUGUGGUAGUCAAGCUGUUGUCAUCAGGCUUGGGCCCUCUCUGUGGAUUCGAGGGUCUCCUCAGUUUGUAUUCGAAUGAGAAGGCAAUGUGGGGCGACAUGGUCGUGGCCGUUGAAGAUCUUCAGACGGUCGUCUUUCAACUGUGUAAAGUCGGGCACGGUAAUCCAUCGGUACCUCAAGUGACUGGCGCCAGAGGUGCAUUGGUGGUUAAAUUACCAGUGUCGGAAUCAUUGUACUCGAAGUUUGACGUGAAGGAGCAUCUUUCGUUCACAAUAACGGCGGUGUUCUUCAACAUCGGCAUUAACGAGAAGGCGUCGCUGGCCGAAGCCCUCGGCGAAACGAUACCGCAGUACCACUCGAACAGCGAUAACUUGGACCGCCUCAACAAGUACUACCACAAGUUCUGCAAGGUCUUCCCGCAGGAUCUGGUCGCCAUCACUAGAGGCGUGAUGACAUUCAGGAAGCCGUCUUCAAGGUCGAAGCCGUUGGAGGAGGUAAUGGAGAACCUUAGGAUCUCGGUGCACAAAAAAGUGCCAAGGAACUACGAGGUGAUACAGCUGGCUUCGAUGGCCGUAAGGCAGAUGAACGGCGUAAGGUUCACGUCCUGUAAAAGCGCCAAGGAUAGGACCGGAAUGUCUGUGACCCUAGAACAGUGUUCGAUAUUGGCCUCGGAGUAUCAUCUCGCCGAGAACGAAGUGAAGAAGGCCCUUGAUAUUAUGAGAAGCGAGGGCUGUCGCCGUGCUAACACCCAAAAGAACAUCGGUGUUAGAAAAUACGCCUUCACUAAGAAGCAAGUGAUGACCCUACCGGGCGAUUACCGUCCGCCCGCCGGAACAUAUGGCAUCACCCAAACAUAAACCCGCCACGAUUAAAUUCAAAUAUAAAAACAAAAAAAAAUAAAAAAAAAUUGGCAAAGAGUAAGUACGAACUGCAAAAGAAAAAAAAUAAUAAUAAUAAUAAAAACGGUUUGCCAUCAUUGGUGAUGGAACGAUCUUUGUGCGCAAAAAGUAUAAUAAAUUUCAUUCCUUUUAUUUUAUAAUAGUUUGGUUUUACAUAAACUUACUAGAUCAAAACUAAAACCACUAUUUAACAAAUUCAAAAUGAGUAUAACAGGUCUGGUCGCAAGUUGAUUCAUUAUACGAUUUACAUAAAAAAAGUACAAUUUGGUUCGUCAUAAUUACGUUAAAAUAUUUUUUUAUCAUAUAUUAAAAAUCAAAAAAAAUUGUUUCAUUUUUCAAA